AUGGAGGAUCGUCUAGAAGCCGCGCUCCUAAGGGCGGGGAUAGCGUCGGCAGGGAUAGGUGAUCUUGGAGCAGCGAUGCAAGCUCCUGUUACUGUUAUGCUGGGUCCGUCGGUCCUCCUCCUCCAGGAACUCGAUUCUUCCGGACAGAGUCUUCUCGGUGCGGAGGAGCUUCGUCUUCUUAGAGAUGCUCUCAGGGAAGUAUGCAUCCCCCUGAAGAGUAUGUCCAAAGACGACGGCGCUAGCUUCAUGGCCAGGUGGUGGAUGAAGAUAGUUCGGCAGCUUUGUUAUGACACGCAGGAUUACCUCAACUUCGUCCAAAGUGCUCGAGAUCGUCCUGAUUUUUCAGAGUUACCUGAUCGUGCUGAGGCUGUUUAUUCAGGCUUACUUGCUCGCGCCAUUGAUGCGAGGGAAAGACGCAGAGGUUUCAAGUGGUCUCCCAAGACCACCCGGUCUGACACGUGGGAAGCCUUCAACCGCCGCUUCUCCAAAAAACUUGUCCAGCUGCUGGGUUCCUUCGGUGUCCAUACCACACCCGGUGCCGUGGUCGUGGAGGCCCCAAACAAGCUUGUCCAGCUGCUAGCUUUAGAUGAUGAUGUCAACGACAAGACACUCAAGGUGAUACCUAUAAUUGGAUGUGCAGGUGUUGGAAAGACAACAGCUGCCAGAACCUUGUAUCACAAGCAUGGAGGGAAAUUUCAGUGCCGGGCUUUUGUAAGUGUGUCUCAGAAUCCAGAUAUGAGGGGAAUCCUCACCAGCAUGCUAGCACAACUUAAGGCACCACGGCCCCCUGGCUUUCCUGAUGUGCUGGACCUUAUUGGCGCUAUCAGCAGGCAUCUCCAAGGCAAAGGGUACUUGAUCGUACUUGAUGAUUUAUGGACUGCAUCGGUAUGGCAUAUUGUUAGCCGCGCUUUUCCUCGUGGUGAUCACCGCAGCAGAAUAAUAACAACUACACAAGUGCAUGACGUAGCAUUGGCAUGCUCUGGUUAUCACCCGGUCCGUAUAUAUAAGAUGGAACUUCUUGAUGAAUAUGAAUCUCGAAAGUUAUUCUUCCGUAGGGUGUUUAGCUCUGCCCCUGGAGAUGGUUGUUCUCCAGCUACCAAAGAAGUCUCAUACGAGAUUAUCAGAAAAUGUGAAGGUUUGCCGUUAGCAAUUGUAAGUAUAGCAGGUCUGUUAGCAAGCGAAUUAAGCAUCGUCAUGGAAGAUUGGAGGCACAUACAAAAUUCUUUUUCCUCCACUUCCGAAGGGAUGAAAGAUAUUUUAAACCUUAUCUACAAUAGUCUUCCACCUGGUUUGAGGACAUGCUUGCUAUAUCUGAGUAUGUAUCCACAGGGCUACGUGAUGAAGAAGGCUGAGUUGGUGAAGCACUGGGUAGCCGAAGGUUUUAUCGGUGUUGUGGAAGGGACAGUCGCAAUGAAAAUUGCUGAGCGUUAUUUUGAUGAGCUUGUCAGCAGAGCAAUGGUCCAGGCCGUGGACACCGAUUAUACUGGCAAGGUGUUGUCAUGUACGGUUCACCAUUUGGUACUGGAUUUUAUUAGGUCCAAAUCUUUGGAUGAGAAUUUUGUCACCACUGUGGACUAUUCUGAAUCAACUCUAGCACACCCUGACAAAGUUCGUCGGUUAUCCAUCCAGUUUGGAGGGGUAAAAAGCGCAUACAUUCCAGAAACCAUCGUAACAUCGAAAGUUCGGUCACUUGUAUUUUGGGGUUUCUUCAAGUGUGCGCCUCCUUCCAUUAUGGAUUAUGGAUUUCUUCGUAUUCUGAAUCUUCAUAUUUGGGCUGAUGAAGACAAUGAGAUUUUUGACCUCAUUGGAAUUGGGAACUUAUUUCUUCUGAAGUAUCUCACGGUUGAAUGUAAUAUCACCGUCAAACUUCCAGAGAAGAUUGGAAUGCUCCGAUACUUGGAGACACUGGAAGUAGAUGCAAGAUUGUUUGCUGUUCCAUCAGAUAUGGAUAAUCUGGAGAGGUUACUGCACCUCCGUCUUCCGAGCGAAUCUAUCCUGCCUCAAGGAGUAGCCCACAUGACAUCUCUUCGCACUUUGGGGAAUUUUGAUCUCAGCCGCCGUUACUCAAUAAAGAAUGUAUUACAACUUGGAGGGCUGUCUAAUCUCCAGGAUCUCCAGCUCACCUGUGCUAUGGCACAGCAAGCAGAAAACCUGGAAAAGAAUGUGCUACUCCUUGGCUGGAUUGUUGAGAGGCUUAGUUUCUUGCAGACCAUAACUUUGGUACCUGCUUCAGUGUCCUCUCAUCAGGAUGAUGGUCAGGCUGCAGCACCUACAAGCAUAAUUAUUCCCCCUGAUGGAUUUAACAUGGAGCCUCCUCCAGACCUGCUUCUACAGAGGAUCGAAAUGUCGCGGCACUGCUGCAUCUUCUUCUGCAUACCUAAGUGCUUUGGAGAGCUAAGGAAACUCUGCAUCCUAAAGAUUGCAAUUAGGAGUCUGUCGAGGAGUGAUAUUGAAAUCCUGGAAAGAAUGCCGGCCCUCGCUGCUCUCGCCCUGUAUAAUCAGACAACUCCCACAGAAAAGAUGAUCAUGACUGACGGGGGAUUCUAUAGACUCACGUACUUCAAGUUCUUGUGUGCUGCACCAUGCCUGUCCUUUGAACAAGGAGCGAUGCCCAAACUCCAAAACCUCAACCUAGGAUUCAACUCAGACCAAUGGAGAUCGGAUACCUUUGAAACUCUUGGCUUGAGUCACUUGAGAGGCCUUACGGAUGUAUGUGUAAGACUUGGUACUGGGGCUGCUGACAACUUCAACGUAAAAGUUGCCGAGUCGGCAUUGGAGGCUGUUGUCAGGAAUCACCCCAACUCUCCUAGGAUCAGAAUAAAAUUUGUGGAUCUGAUUUUUGAUGGUAAGGAGGAUGAUAGCACCGCAACUCACCAGUAUCAAGAAGGCAAGGAAAGCAGGUCUGCCAGAGGCCAAGAUGGCAAACAAGAUGCAACAAGGGGCGAACGUCAACAACAGGGGCCACCAAUGAGCAAACAAGAUGCACGGAGGAGCAAAGCAGUGGGAGCGUCAUCAAAGGCACUACCACCGAUGAGCAAAGCUGUAAAUGCUAGCAAGUCAAGGGCAGCAGUACCUCCUCCCACCAGCUCUAGCCCAUCAAAGCCGAUGCCAUCUUCCUCCCUUACCAGUCCACCAAAACCGAGGCGACGUGGCUCCCGCACCAGCCCUCCCCGACCCACGAGCCCGCCCCAACCCAAGCGCUAA
This is a messenger RNA of Triticum turgidum subsp. durum (durum wheat), 3204 nucleotides long. The record is from the annotation of a GenBank genome assembly. NCBI's taxonomy places the organism in Eukaryota, Viridiplantae, Streptophyta, Magnoliopsida, Poales, Poaceae.